UUGAUCACCAGCGACUCUGCCUUCUAUGGGCUCUCGCCACCUGUCUAUCCUUCGCCAAAUACUACGGGCUCAGGGACAUGGACACAGUCUUUGUCGCGUGCGCAGGCGAUGGUGGCGAAUAUGACACUGGAUGAGAAGAUCAGUCUCACGGCUGGUUCUUCCUCCGACACGGGUUGCGUGGGCUUUCUGAACCCGAUAGAGCGCCUGUCCUUUCCGGGAAUGUGUUUUCAGGAUGCUGGCAAUGGUGUGAGAGCAACUGACUUUGUCUCGUCGUGGCCUUCUGGUAUCCACAUGGGAGCGAGCUGGAACCGAAAUCUGUCUCUUCAGAGAGCCCUCGGUAUGGGGGGCGAGUUCCGAACCAAGGGCAUCAAUGUCUUCCUCGGCCCUGUGGUGAGUCCCAUGGGAAGAACUGUGACCAGCGGUAGAAUUUGGGAAGGAAUUUCACCUGAUCCUUACCUCUCUGGUGCUCUCGUGUUCGAGACUGUCUCUGGGGUGCAAGGUGCCGGCGUGAUCACCAGCACCAAGCAUUUUAUCGGAAACGAGCAAGAGAGCCACCGGAUGCCCAAUGGCACGGCUCAAUCUGUCUCCUCGAACAUCGACGACCAGACCAUGCACGAACUCUACCUAUGGCCAUUCCAAGACGCUGUCCAUGCUGGCAGUGCCAACAUCAUGUGCUCUUAUCAACGCAUCAACAACAGCUACGGUUGUGCAAAUAGUGCCACGUUGAACGGCCUCUUGAAGACAGAGCUCGGUUUCCAAGGCUUUGUCGUGUCAGAUUGGGGCGCACAGUAUGCUGGUGUUGCAACAGCUCAGGCAGGACUCGAUGUGGCAAUGCCAAAUGCGGGUUCGCACUGGGGGUCGCAGCUCUCCCAAGCUGUGUCCAACGGCUCUGUAUCGGAAGCAAGGGUCGAUGACAUGGUCACGAGACUCCUCGCUGCUUGGUAUCAGCUGGGACAGGACCAAGGCUAUCCUUCUCCUGGCGUUGGUCUACCGCAGAGCCUUACGGAUCCCCACACAAUUGUUGAUGCGCGCAAUGCCUCUUUUAAGCAGACUCUGCUUGAUGGCGCCAUCGAGGGCCACGUGCUGGUGAAGAACACCAACAACGCGCUGCCCCUGAGCAAACCAAGAAUGCUGUCAAUUUACGGAUACUCGGCCACGCAGCCAGGACAAUACAACGCCGAACCGGCUGGCGGAAGCGUCUGGACGUAUGGUGCGGAAGCUGCAAGCCCUCUGGCCGUCAUUGAGGGCUUUGUAGGAAAUCUGACCUAUCCAUAUUCACAGAUCGCCACGAACGGGACCCUUUUCUGUGGUGGUGGUUCGGGUGCAAACUCGGCUGCCCUGGGCAGCUCGCCCAUGGACGCACUGAUUCAGCAGGCAUAUAAAGACGACACAGCCAUGUUCUGGGACUUUGAAUCCGCCACACCCAAUGUCGACGGGGCCUCAGACGCCUGCCUGGUGUUUGGCAACGCCUGGGCAAGCGAAGGGUCUGACCGACCUGGCGUGCACGAUGACUACACCGACGGCCUGAUCAAGUACGUGGCCUCUCGGUGCAAUAACACGAUCGUGGUCUUCCACAAUGCAGGCGUACGUCUGGUGGACCAAUUCGUCGACAACGACAAUGUGACGGCGCUCAUCUUUGCACACCUCCCAGGCCAAGAAUCAGGGCGUGCCUUGGUCUCGCUGCUGUACGGCGCGUCGAACAACUGGGGCAAGCUUCCCUACACCGUGGCCCACAAUGAGUCUGACUAUGGGGACCUUUUGCGGCCGGACCUAGGCUCUGGCGAGUACGAGUUAUUUCCCCAGGCCAACUUUACCGAGGGCGUGUUUAUUGAUUACCGCCGGUUCGAUGCGGCGAAUACCACACCGCGGUACGAAUUUGGGUACGGCAUGUCGUAUACGACAUUUGCGUACUCGGACCUUGCGAUCACGCAAAACUCAACGGCCAACACUUCGCAGUAUCCCUCGGGUGAGAUCCUCCAGGGCGGUCAGGUCGACCUCUGGGACGACCUGGUCUCGGUCACGGCUGCUAUCGAGAACACGGGCACCAUGAACGGCACCGAGGUUGCGCAGCUCUAUGUUGAGACCCCCAACACGGCGCAACCGUCGAGGAUGCUGAGAGGCUUUGACAAGCCGUUUCUGAGCGCGGGACAGACGACCACGGUGACAUUUUCGCUGACGAGGAGGGACCUGAGCCAGUGGGAUACUUCUGCACAGAAGUGGAUGCUUCAGCCGGGCACAUACACGGUGUUUGUUGGGGCAAGCAGUCGAGACUUGAGGUUGAAUGGGACUUUUACCAUCUGAGUUGGUGAUGAUGAUAGUGGUGGGCAGGUUCAAGCAAGGGUCUUGGAAGAAUGGCCUGGUAAUAUUCAUCGAAUGCUUCACCAGCGGACUCAUGGACGGCGUAUGGCGUUGAGGAAGGUCUUAUUUUGAGGAUCACGACGGAAUCGGUAUGGAAAUGAUGCUUGGCAAAUGGGACAGGAGAAGGAAUACUU
Messenger RNA from Cryphonectria parasitica EP155, 2492 nucleotides. RefSeq names its product family 3 glycoside hydrolase. Gene Ontology annotation, molecular function: beta-glucosidase activity. The transcript has 8 exons. Lineage: Eukaryota; Fungi; Ascomycota; Sordariomycetes; Diaporthales; Cryphonectriaceae. The record is from RefSeq and is a predicted model, not a curated record. The coding region runs from base 109 to 2301 and encodes 730 amino acids. Gene Ontology annotation, biological process: glucan catabolic process.